Messenger RNA from Paramecium pentaurelia, 307 nucleotides. NCBI's taxonomy places the organism in Eukaryota, Ciliophora, Oligohymenophorea, Peniculida, Parameciidae. The record is from the annotation of a GenBank genome assembly.
AUGAAGAUGUACUUUGAAAAGAAUAUUGGAUAAAUAAUUUAACUUAAUGAAGAAGCACCUCAAGUUGAAAUUUCCUCAUAAUCAGAUUAUGUUUUAUUACCUGAUUUAAAAUCAAUGGUGGUCAAUUUCAUAGAUUUAGAGAUUGAUGAUCACAAUGAAUUAAACUUAAAUUAAUCAAUGUAUACACUUUCGUCGACAGCUGCUUCAAGUAUUAAAUUAAAUAAUUUUAGAUAAUAUAUUCCCAGUAAUAAGAUAAAGUUUAAUCGAUGAAUCCUUUUGCUUAAACUCAGAGUGUGAAGAAUUUUGA